GCACAUUAUAAAAAAAUAUUUUGUGAAGAUCGUAUAUAUGCGUUUGAUACUUUUUUGGAAUCUGGUGAUCCUCCUGAAUUGAUAACUAUUAAAGACGCAAUUGAUUUUGUCGCUACUGCUUGGGAUAAACUUGACCAAAAUAAUGAAUCCAAUAUUACUAGUGAGAUUCAGUAUUUGAUCGAGCGAUUGCCUCUUGACCAACCUAUGAGUGCAGAUGAGUAUGUAAUUGCUGAUAAUAACCUGAUUACUACUGAAAUGCCUAAUGAUGAGGAGAUAAUCGAAGCUGUUAAGAAUCGAGAAUGUAUUGAACCAGAAGAAGAUGAAGUCACAAGUAAACCAAUAUCCUUCAUGCAAGCUUUAGAGUUUAUCAAUGGGAUCUUAUUGUUUCUCGAGCAGCAACCGGAUGGAGCCUUUCAAGUAAAUGAAUCUCUUAUUCGAAAUUUAGGAAGACUAAAAAAAGACAUAAAUCUGAAACAUACUGCUUCAAGUCGACAAGUCACCUUUGAUAC
Messenger RNA from Racocetra persica, 509 nucleotides. NCBI's taxonomy places the organism in Eukaryota, Fungi, Glomeromycota, Glomeromycetes, Diversisporales, Gigasporaceae. The record is from the annotation of a GenBank genome assembly.